Andrographis paniculata is the source of this 1841-nucleotide messenger RNA. Its product is annotated as protein MANNAN SYNTHESIS-RELATED 1. The transcript has 6 exons. NCBI's taxonomy places the organism in Eukaryota, Viridiplantae, Streptophyta, Magnoliopsida, Lamiales, Acanthaceae. The coding region runs from base 473 to 1750 and encodes 425 amino acids. The record is from RefSeq and is a predicted model, not a curated record.
CAAAAAGAAAAAAAGAAAAGCCAACAAAUGAGGAAGAAAGGUUGUAAGUAGUAGCAAUUAGUAAGAAUAAGACCACUACCACCACUGCUAUUAGUAAGUAAGAAAGAUUAGACGAGACGGAGAGAUUGGUGGGUGGGAGGAGUGCUGCGGUGUAAUUUAGAUUUAGAUUUAGAUUAAGACUAAGACAAUGAGCAUUGAAUUGAGUUGAUACCUACGGCACUCCACCCCACCUAGCUGAACCUGAGGCUGAGGCUGAGCUCCAUCUUCAGCGCAAUUCAAUUCACUUCCCAUACAUACACCUAAACCCUCCAACCAAAACAUACUCAAAGAGUGACUCUGAGUGAACUCGAUCGAGCGGCGAUAACCACACGUACCCCCAUCUCCCAAGGAAAGUCUGUCUGCUCUGCUCUGCUCUGCUCUGCUCUGAUCUGCAGAAGAAGAAGAAGAAGAAGCAAUUCAAUUGGCAGUGGAAAUGGCAAUGGCAAUGGCACUGGCCCUGGGCGCCGAUCCCAGACAUGUAUUGGCCGGACUCCUCACCCUCACCAUGUUCCUAAUACUCGCCGCCAUGGUUAAACGCGAUUACUACUACGCUCCUCCUCGCAAGAGCGCUACCACUACCACGACCACUCCCAUUCAAGGUUCAGUCCAUGGAGAUGGACCAAAAGGGGAUGACUAUGACGAUGGCUUUAAUCGGACGCCUGCUGAGGGUUUCAACCUCAAGCCUUGCUGGCAGAAACCAGUUUUUGCAGAUGAUGCGGUUGAAUGGCGAGGCUACGUCACCUUCUCACUGACUAAUGGCCCGGAAUUCCAUGUCUCCCAGAUUGCUGAUGCAGUGGUGGUUGCAAGAUAUUUACGGGCUGUGCUUGUUAUCCCAAAAAUUAGACAAAGUGCUACCGGUGAUGAUAGGGAGUUUGAAGAUGUCUACAGUGUUGAAAAAUUCAUAGAGAGCCUAGAGAGCGCAGUCAAAGUUGUUAAAUCAAUGCCUUGGGGGGUAUCGGGCCAUAAUCUUACAGUGGUGAAGGUUCCUAAUCGAGUUACCAAAGAAUAUGUAGCAGAACACAUCGGACCAAUUUUCAGAGCCAGGGGAAAUAUAAAGAUAGUUACAUACUUCCCUUCAGUGAACAUGAGGAAGAACAAUAAUGUGGAGCCGGCGGCAUGCUUGGGCAUGUUUGGAACACUUGAGCCCCAGAGAGAAGUUGGUGAAGUGGUUGAGUUGAUGGUUAACCGCCUGAGGUCGUCGUCGAAUGGAGGGCAGCUUGUGGCAGUGGACCUGAGAAUGGAAGUGUUGGAGAAGAAGGGGUGCCGGCAACAGCUUGGCCCGCAGAAAAGCUGUUAUGGGGCGAAAGAGGUGGGAGUGUUGUUGAGGAACAUGGGUUUCGACAAGGGCACGACGGUGGUGUACGUGACACAGACCAGAUGGCACAACAACCUCUAUGCUCUCAAGGACCUAUUCCCAAAAACCUACACAAAGGAGUCUAUCCUGCCCAUGGAAAGAAAGGAAGGGAUUCUGAAUUCUGAGGCUUUGGAGAAGGCAAUUGAUUUUUACAUGUGCUCGGAGAGUGAUGUUUAUGUUCCAGCCAUAUCGGGGCUGUUCUAUGCCAAUGUGGCUGGCAGGCGAAUAGCGUCUGGGCGGACACGGAUCCUUGUCCCCCCAGCAAACAUUCACAUUCCUGCUCCUGCUCCUGCUGAUGAAUUUUUGUCACCAUACGUGUCAAAGAAGAACCACAUUGCCUAUUCCUGCUUCUGCUGAGUUACACUAACACACACUCUACACUACACUACACCAGACUGACUGAUUUGCCUCCCUCCCUCCUCCUAUAAUGAAAAUUACUUUUAAUGUA